AAACACGCCAACACAUCUAGCGCGAGCUCAAGGCGUACCCUAGCAGCUCGAAAGCAGUGAGCAGUAACGCUUUUGGCGCGACUACCUGAAGGCACUGAAGCCGAACCGCCGGGCGGAACAUGCAUUUACCAGCGCUUGCCGCGGCAAGACAGAGACACAGCUUAAGCGAGCUACUGUGCGCGCUAGCGCGCGCGGCGACACCUGUCGCUGCGUUAGGGUCGGGUCAUGGAGGGCCCUGCGCAACAGUCGCGCCAUGCCGCUCGCACACCGCCGCAGCCGCAUCGGGAGCGCGACGCUACGCGGUGUCUACUCGCAGCGAGUCUGUAGCUGCCGCCAGGUCCACAGUGGACGCUUACCUGGAGGUGCCGGGCGGCCGAGUGCCCUACACGCCCGAGCUGCGCUUCUUGGGCGGCCCCGACGCGCCCAUCCCCACCAUGCCCUGCUACCGCACCAUCGACUCCACCGGCCAGGACGUGCCGGGCGCACACAUCCCCCACCCCCUCAGCCAGGAGCUGUCACUCCGGCUGUACGGCGCCAUGGCUCGGCUGCAGACCAUGGACACCAUGUUCUACGAGGCGCAGAGACAGGGCCGCUUCUCCUUCUACCUGACCUGCCAGGGCGAGGAGGCUACCAACAUCGGCUCGGCGGCGGGGCUGGGGGGGCAGGACAUGGUGUUUGCGCAGUACCGGGAGCAGGGCGUGCUGCUGUGGCGCGGCUACACGCUGGACCAGUUCGCUAACCAGCUGCUGGGCAACGCGCUGGAGCCGGGCAAGGGCCGCCAGAUGCCCAUCCACUACGGCAGCCCGGAGCUGGCCUACCAGACCAUCAGCUCGCCGCUGGCCACACAGAUGCCGCACGCCGUCGGCACCGCGUACGGCUACAAGAUGGACCGGCUCCCCCGUGUGGCGGUGACCUACUUCGGCGACGGCGCCAGCAGUGAGGGCGACGCCCACGCCGCCUUCAACUUUGCGGCGGUGCUGGGCGCGCCCUGUCUGUUCGUGUGCCGCAACAACGGCUACGCCAUCUCCACGCCCGCACACGAGCAGUACAAGGGCGACGGCAUCGCGGGCCGCGGCCCUAUGUACGGCAUCCCCUCCAUCCGGGUGGACGGCGGCGACGUACGGGCAGUGUACAACGCGGUGGUGGAGGCGCGCCGCCGGGCACUGGGCGGACAGCCGGCGGCGGCGGCGGCGGCGGCGGCUGGGGCGGCUGGGGCGGCGGCGGCGCCAGGGCAGCACUGCAGUGGCAGUGGCAGCAGUGGGGGGCUCCUGACGGAGCCGGCUGUGGGAGCUGUGGGGAAAGGGGCGGGGCAGGGGCAGGGGCAGGGGCAGGGGCAGGGGCAGCAGCAGGCGGCCGAGCCGGGCCCUGUGCUGAUUGAGUGCAUGAGCUACCGCUCCGGCCACCACUCCACCAGCGACGACUCCACAAGGUAUCGCACCAGUGAGGAGAUGGGCGCCUGGCGGGCACGAGACCCCGUGGCCCGCUUCCGCAGCUGGCUGGUGCGGCAGGGCUGGUGGGACGAGGCGCGCGAGGCGGAGCUGAGGCGGAGCACACGGCAGGAGGUGCUGGCGGCGCUGGACCGCGCGGCCCAGGUGCCCAAGCCGCCCCUCAGCGACAUGUUCACCGACGUGUACGCGCCCCUGACUGCUGCUGCUGGUGGUGGUGGUGCUACAGCCGGUGGUGGUGGUGCCGGUGGUGCUGCUGCUGCUGCCGGCGGUGCUGAUGACACGGGUGCGGGUCUGGGGCUGCCACCCCACUUGGCGGCGCAGCGGGCGGCCACACUGGACUUUGCGCGGCGGCACCCAGCCGUGUGCCCGCCCGACGUGCCACUGCGGUGACCGCCGCCAGCAGUGUUGGGCACGAGUGUUGGGGUUCGCAGGGAUAGAUGGCGCCGUCGGCUUGACGACCAUACAUACGGUAGUGCGAGCGUUGUGGCUGGAUGGGCGGGCAUUUGCUGCUGGCUCGGAGCUUGCUUGGCGCACCGUCACUCCGUAGCUCCUAGCUCCCAUGUGGCAGGGGCAGGAUUUCGCCACAUACCAUACACCGGAGUCGUGGGAUUGGUGUUUAAUGAUAGUCACGCACGUAUUACCGUCAAGGUAUCGAGUAAACCGUGUGCCAGACAGUCGAUUUGCAUGUACACAGGUGAGAGCGCUGAGAGAGGCGCAGUGUGCCGCAGCCUCACUAGAAUGAUGCGUCCUGCUCGCUGCGGUUAGACGGGGUGUCAAAAUUAAGAACGCGCAAAAGGCCUUAUAAACUGUCAUGUGUGAUGUAACGAGAGCUGGAUUGGGAAUGAACCCAUAGCCGAUAGCUCGGCUCAUGGGCUAAGUUCCCUUCAUACUUGGCCUUGCAAUGGUGCGCAAUGGGACAGAGGGGAGGUGCCGAGGGGGCAAGCCGGGGUACUAGCGGUAGGGGUUUUAAGGCUGGUUGAUGAAGUCCCGUAGGGUGCAGGUGAUUCCCAGACCUCACCCGGAGUGGCACCCGGGUGCAGCAAGGGCCACCGUCGGAACCGGAUGUCACGCCCCAGCGGGUUACCUAGCAGAGCGUGUCACCGUGCUGUGUUUAGCUGUGCCAAUGCGCGUACGGCAGACGGAAGGGCGAGACCCGGGGUUCCGCAAGGGGCUUUGAGGGGAGUUGCCGGGCGUGCCAGCAGCGUGUGUCGUGUGUUGUGUUCGUAGAACCGGGUGGCUGAGCCGUCUGACUGAGCUCAGGCCGCCGCGUUUCCUAGUGUAUCGUAUGUAUGGUACAGGGGGGGGGGGGUAAGGAUGCCGCAGACAUACCCCAGGGGGGG
Messenger RNA from Chlamydomonas reinhardtii, 2788 nucleotides. RefSeq lists its product as uncharacterized. The record is from RefSeq and is a predicted model, not a curated record. Gene Ontology annotation, biological process: branched-chain amino acid catabolic process. Gene Ontology annotation, molecular function: oxidoreductase activity, acting on the aldehyde or oxo group of donors, disulfide as acceptor. Bases 120 to 1838 code for a protein of 572 amino acids. The transcript is spliced from 9 exons. NCBI's taxonomy places the organism in Eukaryota, Viridiplantae, Chlorophyta, Chlorophyceae, Chlamydomonadales, Chlamydomonadaceae.